Molecule: messenger RNA, 7211 nt
Organism: Homarus americanus (American lobster)
Lineage: Eukaryota; Metazoa; Arthropoda; Malacostraca; Decapoda; Nephropidae
Exons: 4
Coding region: 36-461 (141 amino acids)
Source: RefSeq, a predicted model, not a curated record
CACACUCCCUCAGCUGCUGAUGUACACACACCAAGAUGGCGCAUCAUACCUCCAGCCAGCCACACCACACCAGGAAUGGUCGGGGCAUCAUCCCUGGACGGAGGGUGGCAGCGACAGCAGCAGCAGCAGCCAUGGUACUGUUGGCAGGUUUAGUGGCACUGAUGGCCAUCACUUGUGCUCAGGCCCAGACUGUUACUUACAGCUUCACUCAGUUCCCUUACAAGGAGUCCGUUGGUAAUGAGAAGGUGUGGUCUGAAUAUGAAGUCGCCUGUGCACAGUCACCUAGGUGCUUAGAGCUGCGGGGUGUCCAUCACACCCGUUGUGUUCGGCAGUGUGUGUCCCCUUCAUGUUACCUGGACAUAUACACUCAUGAUGAGUUGGAGGAGGGAGAAAUUGAUGUGCGUCUGGCAUCCUUCAAAGGUUGCUUCCUUCAACGAAUGUCUCGACAACGACGCCCCUGAGGCAACCCUGACGCCAUCCUCGCCCACCCCAGGCCCUCAUCAACAAAGGUGCCCCUCAGCCCAGACCCAUUGGCACAGGUGUGGGCCAGGCUGUUCAUCAGGGACCUGGAGGAGGUGGCGCUCAUGGUCUACCCCUGGCCAAGAAUACCUAUAACCAGGUUUUAACAAGUACAUAACCAUUUUUAUCCUUUUUAUAUAUAUAUAUAUUUUAAUUAUUGGUCUGUUACAGAAAUUUAGAAUGACUUAAAAAUUAUGAAAAUAAUGGUGCUGUAGGUAACAUGAUAAUUAUGUCACAUGAAGUUAAUGACACAACAAAAUACUUCACUUGAGUAAUGAUUAUCUUAGGUUAUAAAGAAUUACUUUAAAUGUUUUUAGGUUACUUUAAUAAAAGUAAUACAGUAUAUAGUAAACCUUUUCAAAUUGUUGAUAUUUUAUAUACUGUGCAACUACAGGUAUAUACACAGUUUUUCUUUUGCACUGAAAAUUUAGAUCCCCUCUAAAGUACACUUGCUCCAAAAAGUAUCUUUACGAGACAAUAUGACACAAUGGACAAAGGAUUUGAUAAUCCUACCUAGACAACAGGAGUGGAUCUAUCUGUAAAGAUACUUUUUGGAGCGAGUGUAAAUGUGCAUCCUACUUUCUACCUGUGCUUUAUAUUUUCCCACACAUUUGAAAAGUAAACAUGAAAAUAUUAAUAUUUUUCUUCACGUGACAGAAAAAUACAGCAUCCUAAAAGUUAGGUUAUACUGUAGUACAGUACUGUACUGCCCAACUAGUCCCUUUUAUGUUGCCAGGUUAGUAGCUUUUAACAUGCACUCUAAUACUAAUCAUUGUCCUUUAUCCAAUUCACAGUUGUAUUUAGGAAUAUUGUUUUAAUGCAAGUGCUUUGAAUGAUGCACUUUAAAACAGACCUUAAAAAUGACAAUACUAACUUGUGUUGUACUAAAAUUAACAAUUCAUGUUCCUUAAUAUAGAUUAAAUGAGGUCUUCCUUGGCUUUGUAAUUCAUUAGAUAUGAAGAAUUAUCUUUUGAACCAUAAGCAACUGUUAACAUAAAGCAUCUUCUUACAGUUUCAUUCCUUGGUAUCAACAUACAGUCAACACCUGCUUAAUGUACAUUUAUAAUGGUACCAUAGGUUACAUACAGUACAUGGGACCCAUGCUGGACCUGUCCACCUCCACAAACUCUCUGACAUCUUUGCUAGUUAUAAAUCAGGUAAAAUUAGGAUAAUAUGUUCUGAAAUGUAUCUCGGUCACACUGCUACUGUGCCAAUACAUUACAGUACGUACUGUAUUUCCAUAAGUUUAAUAUUAUCAGGUGGGUCAGCCACAUGUUUACUUCCCCCCCCCCCCACCUAAAUAGUCUUUAUUUCACUUGAAACACACAAAACUUUGCACAAAGCUGUUUGGAAUUUUAAAAAAAGUGAAUGGAAUAAUAUGAAAUUGUCAUAGAUGAUGUUAAACCUUAAGCUUAGGACUAGUGAUAAUGGUAAUACAGCAUCGAAACAGUAAUAGUAAGAGUGUCUUCAGCUUCUGAAUACAGUACUGUAUAUAUAGUAUAGGGAUUUUCUGACCAUGGUUAGCCAUUAAUAUACAUGGCAUGACACAGUUUAAUCACAUUUGAAACUCCUAAUGACCUUUCUUCAGUUCAGCAGUAGCAUUUCUUUUUUUCUUCUUUUAUUUUUGAGGGGCAGGGGUUUGUAAACUGAUCUCCAGCACUGAAUUAUAUUGAGAUAAAUAGUGAUGGACCUGAACACAGAAAACUGCUGGUGUAACUCAUCAACAGAUCAAGUCAUGGAAUAUUAUAAUGUAAACUCAUGGAGACACAAAGACUAUAUCAUAUCUUAGAACUGGUCUAUUAAGAAAGGUGAACCUAAGGCUUUAUGAUAACUGUAAUUAGCUUUAAUUCUGGCUAAAAUUGGCCAAUGCCUAAAUGUUAAACUCAGACAUUCUGAUUGAUAGUGAAGAGCUACUUUAAUGGUAUGUAGCCUCCAAUCCUUGACAGUAGUGGCUUAUAUCCAAGCUAGGUAGUAUAUUGUAUAUACUGUAGUAACAUACAAUACUUUCACCAAUUUUUUUGGCCCUCCCCCCCCCCUUACCGUAAGAGGGCUUUAAUGCUGCUCCUGUCCAGCCAUACGUUGAAAAUUAGGUUUUGCAAGGAAUGUCUUAACUUGCCAUAACCUCCAAAAUUCAGUUGAUAUAAUCUUUCAGGGGAAAAUAUCACCAGGUUGCUACACUACUAUACAUUGCAGUAUAUGAUGCUAUUGGAACUGAUCUUUGUCAAACGCUGAGUGAAUGGCAGGUCACAGAACAAGUAUCCUAAAAAUAAUGCAUUAUCAUGUAUGUCUAACUGCCAGAUACACUAACUACACUCAACACUUCUGGAGUACAACAAGAAAGCUCACACAUUUCCUCUUCCAAUUUUUACAUCAUUAAUGAUAACUUUAAUGAUGACUUCCAAGAGCUUUAAAAAUAAAUGAAUAAUAAAUCCAGUGACUGAAAGGUUACAAGAAAUGUUUUCAGUGCCAAUAUUUAUAUGACCAGAUAGAAAACUUGGAUUAGUGAUGCAAUUUUAUACAUAGUGAAUACCUGUAAUAUUGAAAUAUGUUUUGCAGAGCAGAAAACAUUGAAUCACCUAUAGAGUUUAUGUAAUUAAACUGACCUAAUUAUUUAAUAAGUUUUUUUAGUUUUUUUUUUCUCCACAAAGUUAAAUGUAAUGAAUUCAAGGCUCUUUAUUCUUGAUGAGUUAAAACCAAACAUCAGAAUGUACUUUUAAUUACCCAUCGUGGACUUACAUUAUUUUCAAUGAUGAUGUUCUUUGAAUAUACAUAUAUAUGUUUUUAAAAAAGGUGCUUCUUAUUACACUUACUUACUUAAACUACUUAAACUAUUUAUCUUUUACAAUACAAGAAUUACUUAAAGUAGACAUAAUUUUUAUUGUCUGAUAUAUUGUGUUGUAAUAUUGUUAACCAUUUAUAGUGUACUGUAUGUUGUAGUUUUAGCUUCAUAACGAAUUAAUUAUGUAACAAUUUACUAUGUGGAUUUGUAGCCUGACUGGAUAUACCAUGCUGUUGUUUUACCUAUUUGCUACUUAGCCAUGAUGAGGGGACAUAUACUACUUUUUUUUUUUACAAAGGUUGUCCGUACCUCAUCCAUAGUGUACAGUAACUGGAGAUACUGUAGUGAGCCACAUAUUGCAUCUACUGUAGGCAUACAGGACUUCAUACUUUCCUACUUCUUAUGUUAGGAGGCAAAAAUUCAUAAUUCAUUCCUUGACUAAGAUUUUGAUGCAGUCCAAUAUCUGUUGGUAGAGGCACAUAUACUGUACUUGUGUAAGUAAACAAUUACAGCGCUGUACAUUACAGUACAGGUUGGACCUUGCUAAUCCGGGAAGCUUGGGAUCAGACCGGCUCUGGAUUAGCGAAAAUUCCGAACCAUUGAAGCUGAGGCUAAGAUAGGCAGAAUAAUGCAUAAAAUGUACUAUUACUGUCUAAUUUCCUCAGCAUAGACAUCUUUUAUAAAAUAGUUAAUGUCACAUGCUUUCAUUUUGCCACAUUACAACCACUUCCACAGCUUGUUGGUCUCUUAGGAGGCAUAUUUAGGGGUAAAUUAUAAGUAUUUAAAGGUUAAAUAGUGACAACAGCCACUAGAAGUGAGCUAUGACACCGUCCGAACCAAUGAAGCUACCGGACUAUCAGGUCCUGGAUUAAUGGGGUCCAACCUGUAUACGUAUACUGUAUUUGUUGUAAUACUUUACCUUAAAAAUUAAAUUUUUAACAAGCAGUUGCUCCAUAAAGAUGACUGACUGAAUAACUUCUAUCAGAGAUGUUAUUACUUUACCUUAUUUUAUUUGCAUUUACAAUGAACAAGGCCCUAUUAUUGAGCAAUAGGCUGUCUUCAUGAAAAAACCCACAGCAUAUAAUUCAGUUACAAAAUAUAUUGGAUGGCUAUGGAAAAGUUAAUGUGUACAGUACUAUACAUUGAGAGACUAUCAGUCAUGACUGUAAACUUUACCAAAUACUGUAAUUGAAUGACUGAAGAAAAUAUAAUGAGUCCCAUAGCAAGUACAGUACAGUAAUCAAGUUUUCACAAUACAGUAUGUGUCUCUGUGUUAAUCUGACUUUCAACAUAUCAUUUGUAAACAAAUUUUUUUUUGCUGUUCAAUUUUUGAGUGAACUAUUCUUCUGAUUAAACUUAUAUCCUCCAUUGGUUACAACGUUGUGACUGUUAGGUUCUGUUAGCUAAAGUGUGUGUAUACAGUACAGGGGUUUCCGGGUUAAGAACGGGUUCCAUGCCUGGGGACAUUCUUAAGUUGGAUUUGUACGUAAUUCGGAACACUGUUUAAAAUCCCACUACACUGUACAGUAUAUCAUAGUCUAAGUCCUGAUAUACAUCUAAAAUCACUUAAUUUAAGACAAAAGAAGACAUAGAAUGACAAAAUACAGUAAAUGAAAGUGAAAAAUAAGUCAUCAUAUAAAUAAAAGUCUGUAAAUUUCAAGUUUAACCCCGUUCUUAUCAGCGGGCAUUCGUAAGUCGGGGAACCCUGUACCUGUACUGUAUAUGCACAAACUGUAGUGUAUUCUAGUAUUCCCUGAAUAGAUCUUUUAAUAUUGUAUUUAUCUUGUCAGUAAUGAGAAAAAUUAAGAAAACAUCCGCAUUAGUCAAUGUUUAAUUUCUGUAUUUAUCUGUAUGAUGUAGGCCACUUUCCACGGUUAUAGUGCCAGACAAUCAAAGCACAAUCUUGCCUAAAUAUUUGAGCUGUUGGCCAGCUACACAACCUCAAGUGCCAUGCAUCAAUGCCAAGAGUAUUUGUUGAGGAGUUUUUCUUGUCAGUUAUGAUGGUUCUCACUUGAAUAAAUCAUCAAUUGGUUGAUUGGCAUACAGCACAUCCUGCAUAUAGAUUAGUGGAUUAUGGCACUAGCUUGGCUUUUUUGUCGGUGAAAUCAGAACAAACACAAAAAUUUUGAAGGUGACCUUAGACAGCAUACACGUGAAGAAAAAUGAGAGGUUAAUAAGAGAAACUGCCCGGGCGGCUAGCGAGCCAAUCUUUUGGUGAGGAAGAUAAAUGAAAAGGAAAAGUAAGGAUAAAAGUAAAAGUUAAAAGAAGCCUACAGUGUGGCAUUGACAGGUCGGGAUACUUAUUAAUAAGAUUAACUAAUAUUGAAUGAUUCUGAGCAUUUAUUAGACUGUUGUUAUUGUUGUUGUUGUAUUAUGGAAAACCUUGACCCUCAUACAGGUAUUUGUAAUUGUUAUUUUACUGUCAUGCUAUUUAUGGAUUUAUUGUUUACAACCAUGAAAAACACAGGUGUUUAUAAUACAGUAGCCUCAAGUUCCAAUUAUGUAACAUAUCGUACAGAGUAAUGGUAAUACUGUACAGCGCACAUUGUUUUUAAUGGCUAUGAACACAGUGUUGAACAUUUGUGCUGGUACAGUACAGUACCUGUAUCAUACUGGUAAAUGAAUGGUUUCACAAUAAAUCCAUAACAUUGUACAGUACUCAUAAGAUAAUUAUAACUACAGGUACACUCGGUAAAAAAGUAUCUUUCAUGAGAGCUUUGAUGAAUUCCGAAUUGAACAAUCCACGUGCAGGGGAACCAAUGUGAGGUAGGCCUCACGGGCCUUUAUCAAAAACCUUCGUUUGUGGUGUAGUCUUAUUUCGCACAAGAAUUGUAAAGAUAGUUUUUUACCGAGUGUACAUACAUAAUGGUAUAACUGUAUCUAAAUUUUCACCAUAUCUACCAUAACCAUGUAUGUCCCCUACAUUAAUAUACCUGUCAUACUUAGAUGUGUCUGCCUUUUCAGUGUGUGUGUGCCCAUCACCCUGGGUAUUUAUACCACACCUAUGCACCAAAUGUUGUCAUUAUUGUAUUUAUAUUAUAACAGUUUCAUUUUGGCAGAUAAAGAAGAAUACAGUACUAGUUCAAAAUGUUGAAUAUUCUUCAUGAAAUAAUUUAUAAGUACAAAAAUAUGAUUGUCUAAAGUGAUUUAUACAUGACUUGAUUUUUUGUGUAUGUGUUUGUAACAUUUGUAAGGAUUGUUAUAACCUUUCUUACUAACUGUACUCUUGACAAUUUUAUAUAAUCUUGUACAUGGAUGGUGUGAACUUAUAUUAAGUAGGGUAUAUAUGUAUUGUUGAAACAGUGGCAGCAAUGUGAACUACGUAUAUUCUCUAUCACUUGUUUAUUUGAGCACAUAGAUCCAAAUCUAUUGCAACAAAUUGAUGCUUAGGCAAACAUGAGAACAAAUGAUAGGAAAGUCUGUGUUGUGCCAAACUUGGGCCACCACAUUGGGAAAGAAGAUGCACAAGUGAAAAAUAUAAUCAGUGUCUUCUGUAAAAAAAAAAAAAAACUUAUAAUGAAAUACCUGUACAUGUUUUGUGUUUAUAAAAGUAUGAUCAUUAUUUAGUAUACUUUCUGGAGUACAGUACUGUAGAGCCAAAGUGCAACAUCAUGACAUAUUACUGUACUUAUACUGUACUCAAAUUGUUUGCAGAAGUGGAGAAAACAGGCAUUUUAAAGCAAACAUUUUGAUAUUAACACGUAAGACCUCCACAGACUAACGUAGUUUUAUGAUGCAGCAACACCCUACGUACGUAAACUCCUCAGUGGUAGUGCCUCUUCUGUAUAACUUGGUAUACUUGUUUCAUAAUUGUUACAUGACCUAGGCACCUUGCCAUAGCACAAUUUUAUAAUUUUGCACAUGUUUCUUGUUGAUGGCUUUACAGAAUUGAAUUAUAAUACAAAACAAAUAA